UGUACAAUUCCUCAAAAUUCUCUUUGUUUAGCAGGUAGGUUGGGGACACCAGCUAAAAUUCAACCAAAAAGACAGUUUACCACUUUACAAUCACAUAUUGAAACCACCUCUCUUAGCACAAGUACAACAAAUCUACAACUAGAGGCACCAUUACCAGGAGUGGACUUCAUCACUUCCAACUAUUCACAAUCAAAAAGCAAUUCAAAGUCAACAAAAUCAGCAAAAACACCCAAUGACAAUACAAAGGAGCCAGGAACUAAAGGAAAAGUGACCGAUAUAAAGAACACUGAAGGUAUACCAACUUUUCUAAGGACUGCGUCCCUUCUCCCGACUGGACAUGGCAAUAUUUUUUUCUCAGAAAAUGAAGAAAGAUUAACAGAGAAGGACCAGUUAGUCUCACAGAGAAUAGUCCCAUCUCUGAAGUUAAACUUUCAACAUCAAGAUCGGAACAAUGAUGAAAAAUCUGACGCAACAAACGGGACCUUUUUAGUGUGGGCGGACUUAAAACGCACACUUUCAUUUGCAUGGGAGCUACAUGUAUUUGGUUCUGCUGCCCUUUUCCUUCUACUAACUGCUGGCUCAGCCCUUGGUUUAGCAUUAGCUUCCAGGUUGUACUGCCCUCACCGUGGUGAACUGGUACUCACCAAUAGCUUCUUGCUAGUAGUAGGUGCAGUUAGAGCAGGCCACUUCUUGCUCGACCCAUAUGGGACUCGGCUCCUCCUGCCACCUCCUGUUGUAAUAGCUUUAUACACGCAGCCGUUACCACUGUUAAUCCUGGCACAGGCUGCAUUAGUGAUACUGGUACUAAAAAAAACAGGUGUAACCUGCAUUCCACCAACACUUCAGCGCCCCCCUCUAUUAGGAGUGUUAGCUGUUUUCCAAUGCACUCUCCUACUUGCUGCAGACUUACUUUCCCCUGGACUUUCUCCUGUUGUUCCCAUUGUCCUACAGAGCCUCACGCUGACUGCAGGCCUGGUACUGUGUUUAGGCUACCUUUUCUUGGCAGUGCCAUGCUUCUCUGCAGCUCGUGGAGUAAAUAAGGGAAAGGGAGAAGGAAAGGUGCGGGUUUUAGCACGAGUACUGGCGGUGUGUGCUUUCCUUGGGGCACUGUGCUGCCUUUUGCACAUUUAUGCCUGCUUGUGGCUCUAUGGAAUACUAGGAGACUGGAGGCACUUCCGUUGGGCAUGGUGGCACUGUCAGUUCUGGGUGCGACUGUUGGAGCUUGCCUGGGCUUUCUGUCUGCUUCUGAUGUCUUCCUGGGUCUUCUGGAGACCCAACCAAGGCCACAUAUGUGGAGCACCUAGACAGGAAGGAGCUGCUAAUGAAAGCUUGUCAUUACCAUCUCAGUCAUCAAAUUCUAAUAGCAGACACACAUGCUGGGUGAAGUUUGUGCAGAGCCUCAAGGUAAAGCAACAAAGGAAAUCUGAAAGCAAUGGGAUUGGAGGGUCAAAUAGUGGUGCAGUGACCAUAGAGUUGCCUAACAACUGGGCAAGACAGGAGCUAUCAGGGGCAGACAUUAGCAAGAGACUCAUACGAAAUUGUGAUCCACUCCAUGAAAGCAAUAAUUUACGCAAUCUGCAAAGCUUUGCAGGGGGCUCUGCAGGUUCAUUGCUAAUGUUGCAGGCACUUUCUCAGCCACAUCAGUGCUCUUUAAGUAGCAGUUUGGACAGGGACAAGGAGUCAGCCAUCUCACUCUGUGAUCUUGACCUGCGCCCUCCAACCCCAAUUGACCUCAGCCGCAGUAUUGAUGAGGCACUUCAUCGUGAGCAUAUAUUAAGGGGUGAAAGUUUGUUUCAGCCAGUGCGACCACCAUCACUUCCUCCAUCUCCACACCUGUGGAUGCGACAGAAUAGUGAGCCCCAAAUCACACUGUCAUUGAGCAGUAAUGAACACACAUUGUUCUCAGAGUCUUCUGCAGGUCUGGAUUGCUCCAUUCCUAGUGCUGUGCCUAGUCGACAAGUCACAGCACCCCCUACACCCACUCAUCAGGGCUUUCGUUGGGUCUCUGAGGCACAAGUGCCUUCCUCUUUGUCCUGCCCUGUCUCACUGCACCAUUCCCCAAGCACAAGCUCUGCACAUAUACCCAGCACAGAAAACACAAGGUUGUUUCUAACCCCUGACCUUGAAAUUUCACAAUCAAAUACCAGAGGGGGGCAAAGUUACUUGAAAGUCAGGCUAAAUGAUGAAUCAGCCAGUGUCAGCAGUGACAUUAUUGACAUUUGAACGUCAUGACUCAUAGCAACUCCUGAUUAUAACACAUUCACAUUCUCAAAAAAGUAGAGAUUAUACAUUUAAUCAUGACUUGCAGUCCAGUUGUUGUAUAAUGGCACUUUAAAGGAAGAGGAACACAUUGUUGCAAGUGGCUCAUUCUCAUUUUUUCCUUCAAAAGUCUUGUUUACAGUAAUGCAUAUACUAUAGAUAUCUACGGGGCAGUGGUUCUUAAUCCUAGUCCUGGGACCCACCCACCACUCUUUAAAUUGAAUGUCUUCCUUAUCUGACACACUCAGUUAAAUUCAUGGAGCUCUAACCCAGUGAGCUGAUGAUCUGAAUCAGGUGCGUUUAAAUGAGGGAAACAUGCAGAAUGUGCAAAGCAGGAUUAAGAACCACUGCAAUGGGGCAAGGUAUACCAGAGACAGAAAUCUGAAGCUUGUAUUUGCUAUAAUUAAUGUUUUUGUACAAAAUAUGUGUUGUUUGAUCUGUAAACCUGCCAUUUUAGUGGUGGGACCACUGUUUUAGGCAAAUUAGCCUCUGGCUGUGAACUAAUGUUAUUUUUGUUGGUGUAGUUGCUACAUCUAAAAUACUUAGUAGUCUCCUGUUGUUACAUGUGCUAUUUAAGUUUUGUGGCUGUACUUUGCAGUAGUGUGUGUAUUUUAAUUUUUAUUCUGUUGCAGUGCCUUGUCCCAUAGAGCAGCCUAGGUGCUACCUUUGUGCAUUGUGAAGAGAUGUGUAUGGAUAAUGUCAGAACAGAGAUUAUACUGGACGUGCCAGAACUUGACUUUCUGGAACAUGCUUUUUGUACUUACAGUUUAUUCCUGCAAUGAAGCAUACCUAAAACAUACUAAACUAAUUUUGAUAUAUAUGAUUUGUCUGCAUAGCAGACCAGAACUUUUUUGUUGGUAUAUUCAGCAUUUUAGUCAAAAUGCUGAAUGAAUGCUUCAACACUGUUGAAUGCUCAACUCAUCUGUUCUUUAUUUGAUACAGAAGAACUCUUAUGUGAGCAAUACAUUAUAAAAGGCUGUGAGUAUAACUUAAACAGAUUAUGCAUAUACUAUAUUUUUGUUUGUAAAUAAGGAUGUAUUCUUAUUACAUUUGAUGCAUUUAAUGUGAAUGACAAUCUUUCCUACUGCAAAAAUAAACUGAUCCUGGCAAAAAAAGAAAGAAAAGUUUUUGAUAUCAACAAGUAAAGAUCCUGAGAAAUGUUAAUGUGCACCAUUAAAGUGUGACAUGAAAGGAAAGUGCGCUGUAAAUUUUCUUGUUGUUUAUUUGAAAAGUUUUGUUCCUCUCACUUUCAUUUUUAAAAUGGCAAGGAACGGAUAUCCCUUUCAAUUUUGCAAAUAGACAGGAUGCUGUAUUUUAUAGAGAUUGCCGUUUUUGUUUAGUGGUUUGAGUUGCCUAUUCAUUGUCAGUCACUAACAGUUAUAUUAACAUAGCUGUAUUAACAUUUGCAUAGCUUUCCCUCUUAAAAAAUAAAAAC
This is a messenger RNA of Carassius gibelio (silver crucian carp), 3694 nucleotides long. Its product is annotated as proline-rich transmembrane protein 3-like. The annotation marks the transcript as partial. The transcript is spliced from 2 exons. Lineage: Eukaryota; Metazoa; Chordata; Actinopteri; Cypriniformes; Cyprinidae. The record is from RefSeq and is a predicted model, not a curated record.